Molecule: messenger RNA, 1323 nt
Organism: Oppia nitens
Lineage: Eukaryota; Metazoa; Arthropoda; Arachnida; Sarcoptiformes; Oppiidae
Product: stearoyl-CoA desaturase 5-like
Exons: 5
Coding region: 121-1323 (400 amino acids)
Biological process (GO): unsaturated fatty acid biosynthetic process
Cellular component (GO): endoplasmic reticulum membrane
Molecular function (GO): stearoyl-CoA 9-desaturase activity; iron ion binding
Source: RefSeq, a predicted model, not a curated record
CAUUUAAUUAUUGUUUCUGUGUAUUAGUGUGUGUUUGUUAUCUGUGUUGUCGUCGACAAAUCCAUACCUAUUGAGAGCCACGGGUGCGGACAGACACCACAACAGACAAUAAAAGUAUAAAUGGCACCAAAGUUUGGCUCAUAUGAACAUCCGGCCAACGAUAACGAGCUGAAGUCUGUUCACAGGGGAACAGUAGCCACGAGUAGUAACAGUGUUAACAAUACCAGCAGUGAUAGCAACACCACCAUCACUAAUGACAGUAAUGAUGGCCAUCAGUACACUAAUGGCGAGAACUAUUCAUAUAAGACCAGUGAGAUUGUCUGGCGAAACGUUAUCCUACUGUCCAUUUUGCAUGUACUGGCCUUCUAUGGAUGGUUUCUAUUUAUUUUCAUCAAUGAACUGAAAUGGCAGACAGCAGUGGCCACCUUUCUGUUUGGCCUAUUUUCGUCAUCUCUGGGCAUUACUGCCGGCGCUCAUCGGUUGUGGUCACAUCGUAGCUAUAAAGCCAAAUGGCCGCUCAGACUAUUAUUAGCAUUUGCUAAUACAAUGGCCCUACAAAACGAUAUCUAUGAAUGGAGUCGCGAUCAUAGGGUCCACCAUAAGUACAGUGAGACCAAUGCCGACCCCCAUAAUGCCAAUCGGGGCUUCUUUUUCUCGCACAUGGGAUGGCUAUUGUUGAAGAAGCACAAGGAUGUCAAACAUAAAGGUAUAACUGUUGAUAUGAGUGAUGUAUGGGCCGACCCUAUCGUACGAUUUCAACGCCGAUUCUAUGUACCACUCAUUAUAUUGAUAUGGGGUGUCAUACCUACACUCGUGCCCUAUUAUGUUUGGAAUGAGCGACUCUGGUACGCGUUUUUGGGUUGUGUAUGCUUUCGGUACGUGUAUGUACUACAUUGCACGUGGCUUGUCAAUAGUCUGGCACAUUUGGAGGGUAACCGACCCUAUGAUCGCCAUAUUGGACCCAGGGAGAAUAACUCAGUUAUCUAUUUUGCUUUUGGAGAGGGUUACCAUAACUAUCACCAUACGUUUCCCUGGGACUACUCGGCCUCCGAGUAUGGCUGGAAAUGUAAUUUCAAUUUGACAACACUGUUGAUAAACUUUUUUGAGUGGUGCGGACUGGCCUACGAUCUGAAAAAGCCAUCCAAUGAACUGAUAAGACAACGGUGUUCGCGAACAGGUGACGGCACCGAUACCAGCAAUGCUGGCUAUCGUAUGAAUGUGGCCAAGGACUGGGUCAUCGGUAUGGGCGUCACAUCCGGUCAAUUGAUAGUCUCACUGAUAUUGCGACAUACAUUUCAAAUGAUUUUUGCUAAUUUGCCCUGA